This is a messenger RNA of Salvelinus namaycush (lake trout), 4753 nucleotides long. Its product is annotated as anoctamin-1-like. Gene Ontology annotation, molecular function: chloride channel activity. The transcript has 21 exons. Gene Ontology annotation, cellular component: plasma membrane. The record is from RefSeq and is a predicted model, not a curated record. Bases 1 to 3372 code for a protein of 1123 amino acids. Gene Ontology annotation, biological process: chloride transmembrane transport. NCBI's taxonomy places the organism in Eukaryota, Metazoa, Chordata, Actinopteri, Salmoniformes, Salmonidae.
AUGGAUUCAUAUUAUAACACGCCUUCGCCACACGGUAGGGAUCAGCAACCAUCGGAUCCCUUCAGAAUAUUCCAACCGAGUGAAACCAAAUACAGCCCAACGUUCCUACCUAAAGGACAACAGGGUUACGAGGAGAAGUCUCGGAGUCCUUUCCAACAGGGGUGCCAGUCACUGGAUGACGGCACAGAGGAGGGCAACAACUUCAACAAAUACCACCUCUUCAUGCAACGACCAAUCUGCAAAACACCCCCGGAAGGCGAAAAACUCCACCAGGAAAGCGGAGGACACAACGACGCGCUCAUCCCCUGCUAUGAGUUGGACACUCUCCCCACUAAGAGUAACCCCAGUAUUCCUGACUCACCCACAAACAGUAACCCCGGUAUUCCUGACUCACCCACAAACAGUAACCCCGGUAUUCCUGACUCACCCACAAACAGUAUCCCCGGUAUUCCUGACUCACCCACUAAGAGUAACCCCGGUAUUCCUGACUCACCCACAAACAGUAAUCCCGGUAUUCCUGACUCACCCACAAACAGUAAUCCCGGUAUUCCUGACUCACCCACAAACAGUAACCCCGGUAUUCCUGACUCACCCACAAACAGUAUCCCUGGUAUUCCUGACUCACCCACUAAGAGUAACCCCGGUAUUCCUGACUCACCCACAAACAGUAACCCCGGUAUUCCUGACUCACCCACUAAGAGUAACCCCGGUAUUCCUGACUCACCCACAAACAGUAACCCCGGUAUUCCUGACUCACCCACUAAGAGUAACCCCGGUAUUCCUGACUCACUCACUAAGAGUAACCCCGGUAUUCCUGACUCACCCACUAAGAGUAACCCCGUUAUUCCUGACUCACCCACAAACAGAAACCCCGAUAUUCCUGACUCACCCACUAAGAGUAACCCCGGUAUUCCUGACUCACCCACUAAGAGUAACCCCGGUAUUCCUGACCCACCCACUAAGAGUAACCCCGGUAUUCCUGACUCACCCACAAACAGUAACCCCGAUAUUCCUGACUCACCCACUAAGAGUAACCCCGGUAUUCCUGACUCACCCACUAAGAGUAACCCCGGUAUUCCUGACUCACCCACUAAGAGUAACCCUGGUAUUCCUGACUCACCCACUAAGAGUAACCCCGGUAUUCCUGACUCACCCACAAACAGAAACCCCGAUAUUCCUGACUCACCCACUAAGAGUAACCCCGGUAUUCCUGACUCACCCACUAAGAGUAACCCCGGUAUUCCUGACUCACCCACUAAGAGGCAUCAGAGGGGGAUCGUUCUAACACUCGGAGCCUACUGCCUGCUGAUGGGGCCCCGGACCAGCCAACCCACACUACUCUGUCAACACCUGAGCAGCUGUGGCCCCUGUAAUGCGUGUUAUGUUUUGACAUUUUGUUGUUCUGUGUUUCAGCUCUUGUAUGAGGAGUGGGCGAGUUACAGUGUAUUUUACAAAUACCAGCCUAUCGGGCUAGUAAGGAAGUACUUUGGGGAGAAGAUAGGACUGUACUUUGCGUGGCUUGGGCUGUACACCCAAAUGCUGAUCCCUGCUUCUAUAGUGGGAGUCAUCGUGUUCCUGUACGGCUGUGCCACCGUAGACGACAACAUUCCCAGCAUGGAGAUCUGCCACCCCAAGAACAACAUCACCAUGUGCCCGCUGUGUGACAGAGCCUGUAGUUACUGGAAACUGAAGGAAGCCUGCGGGACGGCCCGGGCCAGCCACCUCUUUGACAACCCUGCCACCGUCUUCUUCUCCAUCUUCAUGGCCCUCUGGGCUGCCAUGUUCAUGGAGCACUGGAAGAGAAGACAGAUGCGGCUCAACUAUGAAUGGGAUCUGACAGGCUUCGAGGAGGAGGAGGAAGAGCUGAAGGACCACCCACGAGCUGAGUACGAGCUCCGAGUCAUGCAGAAGUCCCUGAAGAAAGAACACAAGACACAGAAGACAGAAAAAGAAAAGCUGACGUGCAAAGACCGGUUACCAGCGUACAUGACCAACAUAGUCAUGAUGCUUUUGAUGAUCGGGGUAACGUUUGCCAUAGUGUUCGGAGUCAUCCUUUACCGGAUAUCCACCAAGACAGCGCUGCACAUGAGCAACAACCCCACCACGCGGUCCAACGUCCGUCUGACGGUCAAAACUACCGCUGCCAUCCUCAACCUGGUGGUCAUUCUGAUCCUAGACGAGGUGUACGGAGCUGUCGCCCGCUGGCUCACUGUCCUCGAGGUUCCAAAGACAGACAAGAGCUUUGAGGAGAGAUUGAUAUUCAAAACAUUCAUCCUGAAGUUUGUGAAUGCCUUUACCCCCAUCAUAUACAUAGCAUUUUUCAGAGGCAGGCUUGUUGGUCGACCUGGAAGUUAUCUUUAUGUGUUUGAGUCGUAUCGAAUGGAAGAGUGUGCUCAUGGAGGAUGUCUGAUGGAGUUGUGUAUUCAGCUCAGUAUCACCAUGUUGGGAAAGCAACUCAUCCAGAACAAUUUAUUUGAGAUUGGCAUUCCGAAGCUGAAGAAGCUGAUAAGGUACAUCAAGUCCAAGAGAAGGUCCUUCCAGGAAGAGGAGAGAGAGAAGAAGUUACAGCGUUAUGAGACGGACCACUUCCUAGAGCCCUUCGCAGGCCUCACGCCAGAGUACAUGGAGAUGAUAAUCCAGUUUGGGUUUGUGACCCUGUUCGUGGCAUCGUUCCCGCUGGCCCCACUUUUCGCACUCCUUAACAACAUCAUCGAGAUACGCCUGGAUGCCAAGAAGUUUGUGGCCGAGCUCAGGAGGCCGGUCGCUGCAAGGGCAAAAGACAUUGGAAUAUGGUACAACCUUCUCCGAGCUGUGGCUAAAGUGGCCGUCAUCAUAAAUGCGUUUGUGAUCUCCUUCACGUCAGACUUCAUCCCGAGGCUGGUCUACCAGUACAUGUACAGCUCAGACGGCUCCAUGCACGGCUUCGUCAACCACACCCUGUCCUACUUCAACGUGAGCAACUUCCAGGACGGUAAAGAACCUAUGGACCCACAGCAUCAGGUGGAGAUGUGUAGGUAUAAAGACUACAGGGAGCCCCCAUGGUCCAACACACCCUACGUCAUCUCUAAAGAGUUCUGGGCGGUCCUGGCUGCCAGACUGGCCUUCGUCAUAGUCUUCCAGAAUGUGGUGAUGCUGAUGAGUGACAUCGUGGACUGGCUGAUCCCAGACAUCCCUAAAGACAUCAGCCUUCAGAUCCACAAGGAGAAGAUCCUGAUGGUGGAGCUGUUCAUGAAGGAGGAACAGGGCAAGAUUCAGUUCAUAGACAGCAUGAUACCUUGUGGUGGCAAGGAGAAGCGCAACAACCACGCCCCUAUAGCCCGCUCGCGCUCCAUCCCACACACACACAGUCACACACACGCCAACAACUUCUAGCAGCUACUGUAAGGUGUAGCUUAACUAGCCAGGCAAAGGGUUACUACUGUCUGUAUCCUUAUCCUUGUCCAGACAUUCCAUAGAAAGGGAGAGGUGCUCCCUACAAGAUGUUGUUGAGGCCCAACGAGGAGAAACAGAAACUGUCCCAGUGCUCAAUGCCUAUCUGUCAAGCCUCUCAGUGAAUAACUAGCUAACUAGCUAACUGCCAACAAGUUAACUAACUGCCAACUAGUGGGGUCAUGGGCUUUGAGGUCGCAAAUAUGCCAUUUAGCUAAGGCUUUUAUCCAAAGCGACUUACAGUAGUGCAAAUUAUAGCGGACCAUGUUCAAUGAGAGAGAAAAGUAUAUAUAUAUUUUUUCCCUUUUGCAUAAUGCUGUCAAGAAAAUGUAUUUUGUAACAUGCUUUACAGUACUGUAUGUCUGGCAUACAAGGUAUUUGUAUGUUUGCCUCUUGUUAAAAGGAUGUAGAUGAUACGUUAUCCUUUACUGUUAUGACUCAACCAUGUUUAUGGUGCAAACAAUCACUCUCGGAAUACGCUACAUGUUUUAUUCAAUUACAACACAUUUUCUUUCUUUCUUAAUGUGCUUUGUUCUCAAAAUUUAUAUUUUUUAUUUACAUAUUUUAUUGAUUCGAUUUUCAUCGAUUAAACAUUUUAAAAGUAAUUGGAUAAUAUGAAAUGUAUUGUGUGUAGAGCAAAUAAUAUAAUCUUAUUCUUAAAUGGGUGACAUGUUUUUUACGUCUUUGAAACAAAGAUCUCAAAUGGUAUUAGCUACCAAGCUCAUUAUUAGUUAACAAGCUCACAGUUGAGGGCUGUUUGUGGGCUCCCAUGCUACCAUAGAGUUAAAGCAGUUAUUACAUGGACUGUAUUAUAGCAUAAGAGUCAAAAGGCACUGUUUAACAGAUACUUCUAAACAUAGUAAAAUAGUUUGAAUGACUUUACUUCAGGACAUAAACUCAGCAGUGUUACAAAUAUCCCCUGUUAUAAAAUGCACAGUUCAGGCCAGUCUAUCCCUGCCAUAAUACAGACUGAUACUCUAUGGCUUCUGUGUUGCUUCAAAGCCAGCCAGGAUAUUAUUUUGGAACUUUUAAACUGUACUUAAAACUGUAUAUUGUUUACACGUACUUCUGUCUACUGGAUAUACUAAGAAAUAUAAUAUUUCUCGUUCUUUACUUGCCGUUCUUCAGAAGACAAGGACACUUUGAUCCUUUUAUAUGUCAAACUAAUGUAUUCAUACAAAAGUGAACAUCAUUUCAUAGCAGCAUAUUUUACUGUAUUGAUACCGACUAUGUUGUAAAUGUUUAGGAGAUCUGCCUAUUCUUUUUUGAUGUGACGUUGAAUAAAUAAUGCAUUAAAUUGAAUGUAAACAAUAAAUAUAUGUUG